AUGCAGAGAUUCAUCACCGAGGAUGUGUUUAUGAGGUCAGAACAACCUACCUUUACCGAGCCGAUGUCAUCGACUUUGAAAGAAUUAUCAGAUCGUGCGCUCUACGAUGAAGAAUCGGCUCGGACCUAUUUCCCCGAUUUGAAAGCGACCGUAAUUGUUGGUACAAGGACGACCUGGAUAUUUGCCUGGGGCUCGUUGGAGACUCAAAGGAUUCACAACACCCAUGUGGCUGAAGGAGCUGUCAUCAGCAAAAUUCCUGCCACACUGCCACGCCGUUAUAUACCUCAGGAUCCGUUAUCUGGACUGCAAUCCAAGGUACUGGGUGGCAGCUCGAUUUAA
Messenger RNA from Marasmius oreades (fairy-ring Marasmius), 339 nucleotides. RefSeq lists its product as uncharacterized. The record is from RefSeq and is a predicted model, not a curated record. Lineage: Eukaryota; Fungi; Basidiomycota; Agaricomycetes; Agaricales; Marasmiaceae. The transcript is spliced from 2 exons. The coding region runs from base 1 to 339 and encodes 112 amino acids.